AUGAAAGAUAACACUCGCUCGGCGACACUCGCCAAGCGUUUAGAACUCACGCCGAGAGAGCAACCAGUGGUCAUUUCUCUACAAUAUGUUUGGACUUGUUACAGAAAUCUUGUGUCGCAUCGGACUCCCUACUUCGCGGAAGACGAGGCUCCACUCUUCGAGUUUGACGACCUAGAAGAAGAUCCACCGCCGCGCUCAUCCAUCGCGCUCAACGGGAUCAAGGCUCGCGUGGAUCGCGUGAACGUGGAUGGACUGGACCGCACUCAGGAUGACGUCAUCCGAGGCACCGUCGAUGAUCUCUUCAAGGCACAGGACUUCGAAGACGUUAUUGUACGCGCACACAAGGUGAGGCAGGCACUAGACAACCUUGGAUGCUUCCGAAAUAUCUGCGUGUACAUCGACGUAUCAUCAGGACCCGACGCCACGCCCGACGGACUCGAGGUAACGUUCCAAGUGCGUGAAAUGUCUCGAGUGACGGGCGGUGUGAACGCAGCGGUCGGUGAAAAUGAAGGCAGCGUCGUGUUCGGCCUUCGUCUCCCGAACCUGUUUGGUCGUGGCGAGCGUGCACAAGCUGCCUAUAGCCAUGGAUAUCGUAACACCGCUAGUUUUAAUGUCACUGUUUCCAAACCACUUCACUUCAAACCUUAUUUACCUGUGGUCUCCGGGUCGAUAUACCAGCACAGCCAGGACUACCCCUGGUCAGGAUACCAUCUCCUCGACCGCGGCGUGCUCUUCGACGUCGCGUUCAAGACCUCGCCCACGACAAAACACACCGUGCAGUGGGAGGGUCUGGUGCGUGACGUCACAGUGCUAAACAAGACCAGCUUCAAAAUACGGGAGAGCAGUGGUCCACACUUAAAAUCAGUGCUCCGCCACACUAUCAGCGUGGACCACCGCGAUGAAGAAGUCUUCCCGACGCAAGGGGUCUUCGUACAACUUAGCCACGAGCUGGCCGGGCUGGGGGGCAGCGUGGCUCACGUGAGAGCCGAGCUGCGAGCUCAGGCGAGCCACACGCUCAAUGCUGAAGCUGGCGUGGUGUUACAGGCUUGCGCGGCGGCCGGCGUCCUACACGAUGUGUACGGCACUGCGCCCCCUGACCACUUCUUCCUCGGAGGACCCACCAGUGUGCGCGGCUUCCAGCAGAGAGGGUUAGGCCCACAUUGUGAUGGACAGGCUGUCGGUGGGAGGGCAUAUUGGGCAAGUGGCGUCCACCUAUUCGCGCCGCUCCCAGUACCAGGCGGUCGCACAGGACUGGGCGCUCUAUUCCGUUCCCACUUGUUCUUGAACGCCGGCUGCCUCGCCUUCCCAGGUCAGAGACUCAUCUUACGCAUAGGUUAGCCUCUCGUAUUAGGAUAUUAUUUUACGAGUAUCAACAUUUGUCUAGCUUUUUCUGGGGUCAGUGUGUCACAAGGAGCGAAUAACCGUCUGAUUUCAACCCAGUUACCACUGAAACCCAAUAGUCUUUGGAAAGACUGGCUGUCUGAUUUUCUGGCUGAUAUUGACUGACUGCCCGUAACGACUGCCAAAGAUGUUCAAAUGACAGGCGGGACCCGGAACUUUAUUAUAUAGAGAACUUAAUUAGCACUCUCAUAGUCCGGCGGAGCGGCAAUCCGACACCAUCGGAAAGAGAUUAAGCGCAGGACCGACAAGAUACACGAGUAUAUCAAUCACCAACUUCCAGACUCCGGGCUGAUUUGUGAAAAUUUCUAAAACUCACAUGGCAAAUUCAGCCCGUCCCGGCGAUUGGACCCGAGACCUCGUGCUCAGUAGCCGCGCUUGCGUCAGCUAGUCCAAGCAUAAGCUUGUGCACUACAUGUCCAGUUGGCUAAUCUCCUUACAUGAGACCAGCCGAUAAUCGGCUAGGAGGACAUCAUCAUCAUCAGCUAUUUCAGAGCACCGCGGCCAGUGGUCGGGGGCGCAGCUCCAAGCUCUCUCCCUGGCGCGGGUAUCCCUGGGCUUGGGGCUGUGUGUACGGCUCGGGAGGGCCGCCCGGUUGGAGCUUAACUACGUGCUGCCGCUUAGGGCUUUGCCCCCGGAUAGACCGUAUUCAGGCCUUCAGUUGGGACUCGGCGCUAGUUUCUUAUAGAAGUUCAUACAAUGAAUAUAAGAUGAAAAAGUUUGCCGAGCGCCUUGCCAAGUUCUGUGCUGUGCCCGUGUUGUGUGCUGUCCGUCAUGUCCGUCACGUCCAGUAAUCUCUGUUUGUCACGAAUUUAUUAUCGCGGUUCAAAUUAUAUAUACCAACCAUUUA
This is a messenger RNA of Helicoverpa zea (corn earworm), 2248 nucleotides long. RefSeq names its product sorting and assembly machinery component 50 homolog B-like. The coding region runs from base 1 to 1338 and encodes 445 amino acids. Lineage: Eukaryota; Metazoa; Arthropoda; Insecta; Lepidoptera; Noctuidae. Gene Ontology annotation, cellular component: outer membrane; SAM complex. The record is from RefSeq and is a predicted model, not a curated record. Gene Ontology annotation, biological process: mitochondrial respiratory chain complex assembly; protein insertion into mitochondrial outer membrane. The transcript has 13 exons.